Messenger RNA from Paramuricea clavata, 279 nucleotides. The record is from the annotation of a GenBank genome assembly. Lineage: Eukaryota; Metazoa; Cnidaria; Anthozoa; Malacalcyonacea; Plexauridae.
AUGAUUUUGGAGUUUGUAGCAACGUUGUUCAUUGUCUGGUUUCUCUGGUAUUUUGUGACAACAUACUUGGAGCGAAGAUCAAUGCCACCAGGACCGUUUCCCUACCCGUUCAUUGGUAAUCUACUCCACUUAGAUUCUUCUAACACUAAACCAUUUAAAACUCUCAGAAAGAAAUAUGGAGACAUCUUCACCGUAACGUUUGCUAUAGGAAACACUGUUGUCGUGAACACAGCCUCACUUGCUCGGAAGCUAAACUUGACAAUAAAGACGAUGUGGUUG